ACUAACCAAUAUGGCGGGCUAGACAUUUCUUCGGCUCUGACAAGUGGAAGAUAUUACUUAUUGUUUAUUAUUGAACUUAGUAUAAUACUAUUGACAUGAUUGACAUCUAAGUUUAGAUAGCGUGUUUAUGAAUUAUAAGCAAAUGCCAUGUGUGAAACUUGCACGGACGUUUUGAUUCUUCUAGACAAUCAUGAUGAACGAGUUCACAGUAAUGUUGGUUUACAGCUUAAUAAAAGAGAGAUACAAGCUGUUAUUUUAUAUGUUGGAACAUGGGCACAGAGGCAAUGCAUGUGCUGUUACAAGGACUUCAAGAACAUUGAAAAACUGAAUAACCUGAUUCAGACUGUAUUACGGACUGCGAUCCGCUUGAUACAAACUCUGCCGACCGACAUACAGAAAGAAUUCGAUAAAAUUUACCCUAAAGAUGAGGAUCAAAAGACUAAAGAUGAAGAGCAACCUGAAGUUGACAAAGAAGAAAAAACAGAGAAAAAAGAAGAAAAGGAAGAAAAAUCAGAAGAUCAAGAAGAAGAAAAUGAAUAUUGGUCUUUAGAAGAAAAAGAGAAAUUAGUUCAAUUCAUAACUAAAGUUUUUCUGAUGAAUUUUCCCCUUUAUAUGGCUUACAAACAUUUUAUCCACACAUCAUUGGAGGAGCUUUCACAACAUGAAACAAGUGCACUUAACAAUUAUUGUGAAAUCUCAGAUCCUGAUGUACCCCUUUAUUUACUGCGUAAUGUUUGUUUUUUCUGCGACACAAACGGUAUACAAGCUUUAGAGCAGUGUUUUGAGAAAGCAACACCUGAGACUUUACCUUUUAAUUUUGCUCAUUUACUGAUUCAUUUAAUUGCUAAUUUGAGAUUAUGGAUGAAUAUACCAACAGUAAUGCAGUGUAUAAUACCACUCAGAUCAGCUGUUAUAAGAUAUAUGUGUAGUUUAUCUGAUAGAGAAUUACGGAAUGCUGGUAGUAGAAAUAUGACGGAGUUAAUGUGGGCUGCCGUCAAGGAACCAUUAGAAAAUCAUUUUAGUUUUGAUAAAGAGGGUUUACAGCUGGGUUUUAAAUAUUUUACUUGUACCACCUUGACGAUAAGAUUAGCAGGGAUAGCACAAAUUAAUAGUCAAAUUAAUUUAUAUAAUGAUAGUUGUAAUAAUGAAACAUUUAUGGAUGCAGAAAGUGUUGGAAAUGAACUUGCCCAAUGGUUGAUUGAAAAUAAAAUAGUUGAACAUAUAUUUGGUCCAAAUCUACAUGUUGAGGUAAGUCGUAUUGAAUGUAUACUAUGUUCAGCAUGCUGUCCCAGUGUGUUAAUGUAUAAAACUGGUUACAUCGGUCGAUCAUGA
Molecule: messenger RNA, 1332 nt
Organism: Patella vulgata (common limpet)
Lineage: Eukaryota; Metazoa; Mollusca; Gastropoda; Patellidae
Product: ubiquitin carboxyl-terminal hydrolase 34
Exons: 10
Coding region: 148-1332 (394 amino acids)
Source: RefSeq, a predicted model, not a curated record